Messenger RNA from Paraphaeosphaeria sporulosa, 1963 nucleotides. RefSeq lists its product as uncharacterized. NCBI's taxonomy places the organism in Eukaryota, Fungi, Ascomycota, Dothideomycetes, Pleosporales, Didymosphaeriaceae. The transcript has 5 exons. Gene Ontology annotation, cellular component: nucleus. Gene Ontology annotation, molecular function: transcription cis-regulatory region binding; DNA-binding transcription factor activity, RNA polymerase II-specific; zinc ion binding. Gene Ontology annotation, biological process: regulation of DNA-templated transcription. Bases 1 to 1761 code for a protein of 586 amino acids. The record is from RefSeq and is a predicted model, not a curated record.
AUGUCAACCCCGACGCUUUCAGAGCGCCCGCGCAAGCGCCGCGCCAUCAAUGCGUGCAUCCUUUGCCGCAAAUCAAAGGUAAGGUGCGAUGGUGGCCGGCCGUGCCAGCGCUGCACAAGAAAUGACACAGAAUGUCAAUAUUUUGACGCUGUUCGUGAUGGGAAUGAGCUGCGGAUUGAGAGGCUAGAAGCUGAGGUAGAGGACCUGAAGGCUGCGAUGCACAUUGUGCAUAUGUCGGAACAUUGUGCCAGCAACACUUCUCCUCAUGAUCACCGCUCAGUCGCAGGUUCGGCCAGUGAACCACAGUGGAAAAGUCCCAGUAUGAAAGCCAAUGCGGUGCAGGCAGGCUUAGUGACGUGGACGCAAGCGACCUGCUGGUACCAAAGCUUCUUCAGUGGUAGCAAUUAUCUGAUUCCUGUGUUCUGCACGUCGAUCGAUACAUUGGAGUCGGUCGUAUCACGAAGCCCUUUUCUAUUCGAUUGCAUCAUCAGUGUUGGCUGUCGGGCUGAAGAAGGAUGCAAUUCGUCAACAUAUCACCGCUUGCAGUCUCGGCUUCGAGAGCACUUGACUGACGUUUUGGUCACUACCCAAAUCCCAUCUCUUGAGAUGAUUCAAGCCAUUACAGUCAUGGCUGGUUACACUGAAAAUGGAAUGCUGCUAGUGGCCCUGGCGCUGAGGUUCGCUAUGCAGCUACGUCUGGAGGAUGCCGUGGAACAGCUAAUGGACAAGAUAUCCACACGGAUGGCUCCAAUCAGUGACGAAGAAAAGCAGCUCUACCGACUUGCGAGAGUGUGGCAUGGUGUAUGCAAUUUUGAGCUCUUUUUUGCCCUUGAUGGUGGCAAAAUGCCAGCGACAAAUCUUCGCACCACAUCUCGGCGAGUUCGAGCCUUGGUCAACCACCCCUCGAGAACGUCUACAGAUAUUCGUCUACUUUCGCAAGUCGAGCUCAACAUCCUCCGCUCCAACGCAUAUGUUAGCAUCGCCCGCCAUUCCAGGAAUUUGGACGAGACAUCACUGCGCUCCACGGUCCGUGACACCGCCAUCGAACUCUCUCUCUGGCUCGAAGAAUGGAGCACGCUCAUCUGUUCAGACACCGCUGCUCCUGAUCGGCCGCGCGCGAUGACUAACCUCCGGAUACAGUACGAAUGGGCACUCAUCACACUAUAUCUCAAGGCCCUCUCCGUCUUUGGAAAUCUCCUUAUGACAGACUUCCAACGCGAGAUGGUGCGCUCAGCAAAAGAAGCCGCAGUGCGGCAUCUGCAGCACCUCCUCGAAACCCCGUCAACACCGUCCUCACCCAACCCAUUAUCGCCCACCCAGCCCCCUCCGCCAACGUAUCUGUCGACGUUCAAAUGGGCGAUCGACUUUGUAUGGGCAAAAUGCGCAUUCUCGGUCCUCCUCGUGCUUAAGCUGUCGUUGCUGCUCCGCGAUCCUUUACCAUCAAUCAUCCUGCUUCUGCGCGAUGCACACCAAGUGCUUGAAGAGCUGCACAAGAUCACCGUCGGGCACAUUGCGUACUUUCAGAUACUGCAGACUAGUGUAGAGAAGUGCGAGGGUGCGCUGAGGGAACAUAUGGCGAGGCUGCAGCAGACACAUGGUGGUGAGGGAGGAGAGAUGACUGGCAGGGGAAACGCAGAAGAUGAUUUCCAGGAAUAUGCGCCGAGCGAGUUUGUUUUUGAGUGGGACUUCCCUGGGUUGAACUUGAGGCAUGUACCGCUUGGGUGGCAGGACUUGUUCGUUGAUCUGGACUCUGUGCUGUGACAGCACGACAACCUCCUACACCCUAGCAAUGCUGGGCAAAUAUCACGAUCGCUGACAUCGACCCGAAAAGAGACCGCGUUAAGAAGAACGACCUGUCUCGAAAUUGAUGAGGUCGAACGGCGACAGAGACGUCAGGAUCAGCUUACCUACACCCAUCCGGAAUUGUCGGAUGUCUAGCACGUGCCGAGAACGCAAUUCCGGU